GUGUUUACAUUGGCAGACAGGAAGUAGCGCGGGUGGAGGGAAUAUUUGACAUGCCAAGUGACCGUCGCUGUUCCUAAAGCUAAACUUUUGACAAAUCAUAAGCCAUGAGUGUUGAUGGUUCGAAAAGAGGAUCAUGGAGAGGAGGAGGUAGUGCUGGUGGAUGGAGAGGAGGAGGAGGAGGAGGAGGUGGUGGAGGCUGGAGAGGAGGUGGAGGCUGGAGAGGAGGUGGAGGCUGGAGAGGCGGAGGAAGCAGUGGUGGAUGGAGAGGAGGUGGGUGGAAGGGCAAACCUUGGAGAGGAGGAUCUGGAGGUGGUGGAAGAGGUGCCGGCGGGACAUUUAAUGGAGGCGAUGCCAGGAUGUCGGGAAAUCUUGUCAAUAGCAGCCCAAGAGUCGCUACUCAGGCCACUCUUGACUUGAUGUGCCCUUACAAAGGAUGGUGUCUCUACUUCUCAGAAGGUUUUGUCAAGAGUUCACCGGCUGUCGAGAAAAUCAAAGUGUUUGAAAAGUAUUUUACUUCAAAGAUUAAUCUUUAUAACAAGGAUGAGAUUGAGCGUCAAGGCAGCGUGCUUGUCGAUUACGUAGACUUGACUGGAGACGCAAAAGUGUCGGCAGAACUUCCUGAGCUCAGCAAGUUGGUGAAGGAGCAGCCAGAGGUGAUUCUGAACUGCUUGGGAGUUGCCAUUCACCAGGUGUUGACUCUAGAUCUGGAGAAACAAGCAGCAGAGCUCCAAGGGGAAGAAAUUGACGUCACAACUCCCAUCAUUAACAUACCACGCAUCAGUGCAAGGCUGUAUAACUAUGAACCACUGACACCUCUGCGGACCCUGCGUGCCAGUGUGUUUGGCUACCUGGUGUGUGUGAGAGGAACUGUGGUCAGAGUGAGCAACAUUAGACCUUCGUGUACCCGGCUGGCUUUUAAGUGUCAGACCUGCUCACACGUACAGGCUCUGCCACUGCAGCAUGGAAAAUAUGCCACACUCACCAAGUGUAUACAGGCAGGUUGCCGCGGUCGUACCUUCACUGCUAUCAGGAGCUCCCCUAUGACGCACACUGAGGACUGGCAAAUCAUUAAAGUGCAGGAGCUGAUCGGCGGAGAGCAGAGAGAGGCUGGAAGAAUCCCCCGCACCGUGGAGUGCCACCUGAUAUCCGACCUUUGUGACAGUUGUGUUCCUGGAGAUACUGUCACUGUGACCGGGAUCGUUCGAGUCGCAAAUGAUCGGAGCUCCAGAGGAAACAAGGAUCAAUGUAUGUUCCUCCUCUACAUCGAAGCCACAUCAGUCAGUAACACUAAAGGAAAACAGUCCAAAUCAGGAGGUCCAGAAUCAAGAGUGUCUGGUGAGGCUCAAUCGGGAGGAGAAGAGUUCAGUCUUAAAGAGCUGUACGCCAUCCAGGAUAUACAGUCCCAGCCAAAUCUGCUCCGGCUAAUAGUGCAUUCACUCUGUCCUGCCAUUUAUGGGCAUUUGCUGGUGAAAGCAGCACUCGUGCUGGUGUUGUUUGGAGGCAGACAGAAACUUACAGGGAAGAACACUGUGCCAGUCAGAGGGGAUCCCCACCUGCUGAUGGUGGGAGACCCUGGCCUUGGGAAGAGCCAGAUGCUACAGGCCGUUUGUAAUGUGGCCCCCAGAGGAAUUUAUGUGUGUGGCAACAGCACGAGCACCGCAGGAUUAACAGUGAGUUUAAGCAGGGAUCAGGGAACAGGCGACUAUGCUCUGGAGGCCGGGGCUCUCGUGCUGGCUGACCAAGGUCUGUGCUGCAUCGAUGAGUUUGACAAGUUGGGGAACCAACAGCAGGCCCUCCUGGAAGCCAUGGAGCAGCAGUCUGUCAGCCUGGCUAAAGCUGGAAUAGUUUCCUCCCUGCCAGCACGAACCUCCGUUGUGGCUGCGGCUAAUCCAGUCGGAGGGCACUACAACCGAGGAAAGACUGUCUCUGAGAAUUUGAAAAUGGGCUCACCACUGCUGUCCCGCUUCGACGUGGUCUUCCUCCUCCUGGAUAUCCCAGAUGAGUCUCUUGACCGUCGCUUGUCAGAGCACGUCAUGGCCAACAGGGUGUGUCAAGGGAAAAACAGGAGUGCCGUGGUAAACAGAAAUGCCAGCGAUAUGGAAACCUCGAUCUUGCUGGAACAUUCUGACAUGCCCCUCUCAGAACGGCUGCAGUUUCCUGCAGGUGGCGCUGUUGAUCAUAUUCCAGCGUGCCUUCUGAGGAAAUAUAUCAGCUACGCCCGCCAGUAUGUUCACCCAACAAUUUCCCCUGAAGCAGCACAAACACUGCAGGACUUCUACUUGUCGCUGAGAGCCCAGUCCUACUCUGGCGACAGCACGCCCAUCACCACCCGACAACUGGAGUCCUUAAUCCGACUGACUGAGGCGAGAGCGAGGCUGGACCUCCGAGAGACCGCCACCAAGAGUGACGCAGAAGAUGUAGUGGAGAUUAUGAAGCACAGUCUGGCUCAGACAUUUUCGGAUGAUCUGGGUAAUCUGCAUUUUGAGCGCUCUCAGAACGGGGCAGGUAUGAGUCACCGCAGCGCUGCCAAACGUCUGGUCAACGCCCUGCACGUCCACGCUCAGAGAACCGGUCAGAAGCAGUUCGACGUGCAGACGAUGCGGGCCGUAGCAGAGGAACUGAACAUAAAGGUGGUGGAUUUCGAGGGUCUGAUUAGCUCCCUGAAUGAGCAAGGUUUCCUGCUGAAGAAGGGAGUCAAACUCUACCAGCUGCAGACGGUGUGAAUGUUGCAGCCAGUCCAGGUCAGUGUGGAAGGUAUUUCCUGGUGCUACCUCUUAUGGACUUUUUCAGCAUUCUUUGUCGGUCCAUUGUUUUUCAAAACACGUGACAUUUGUAUGUCAGCCAUUUCAUGAAUGGACAUGCCUUUUGGUCUGGUUGUUGGAAGUAUGUCACUGGCAGAAUAGAAUCUUCCCUGCAAUCUUUCUCACUGUGAAUUGCUUCAGAGGAAAACAGACGUCCAGUUCUUUGUUGGCACACUAAAUAAGCAAAUGGACUAAAGUUUAGACACAUUGCCUUUUUAUUGUGCUUAUUUUUCUAGCAUGGGUUAAGCAAUAAAUGUCACGUCUUUAUUGUAAUUAUAUUGCUAUUAUUGUUAUUUUCUAUUUUUUUUAAAAUCAAAACCUUACUCUUCAGUCAUAUUUGCUUCGUGUGUGUUUGCCUUUUUCACACACACAUCACAGUUGUUAUUGAGGGUGUGUUGUAUAUAUAAUGCAUACAUAAACAAGGAGCAUUUUGAAACAGAAGGACAAUCUGUUCCAAAGUGUGUGACUUGAAAAGUCUUUAUAACAGUUAAAGGUGAUGAAAAAUGUUUUUCAGGAUUGGAAUGGAAGGAAUUAAUGGCUUGUCAACCCCCAUCAUCACUUAUGUCAUAGUUUCCCACUGCAGCAACAUG
This is a messenger RNA of Synchiropus splendidus (mandarinfish), 3391 nucleotides long. RefSeq names its product minichromosome maintenance 8 homologous recombination repair factor (gene mcm8). Gene Ontology annotation, molecular function: single-stranded DNA helicase activity; ATP binding; single-stranded DNA binding. NCBI's taxonomy places the organism in Eukaryota, Metazoa, Chordata, Actinopteri, Syngnathiformes, Callionymidae. The coding region runs from base 105 to 2723 and encodes 872 amino acids. The transcript is spliced from 21 exons. Gene Ontology annotation, cellular component: nucleus; MCM complex. Gene Ontology annotation, biological process: double-strand break repair via homologous recombination. The record is from RefSeq and is a predicted model, not a curated record.